AUGUAUCCCUGGCACCACUCACUAAAGGCCUGGGCCAAGGGCGCAGGCUUUCAAAUCGACGCCUUAGGCCUCGUCACACUCCUGGGUGCAGAAGAAAUGGACCGCAGCAUAGGAAGACUGAUGCCAAGCGUGUACUUUGACUAUCUACCACUUCUCGGCGCAUUUAUUGUGGCCGGCGACCGAUUUAAAGAGCGCAAACUCGGGUAUACGCUCUAUAAUAUCUCCGCCGGGAUCGUAACCACUGAGUUAUCAGGCUGGUUCUCGCGAUGGCUUCGCGCGCAGGAAUUCCACAAGAUCCGGAGUAAAAUUACCUGGGAGGUUGUUGAUCGGCCACCACGGAGAAAAACACUUUCCGUCGGCUUGUUUCUUAUCAGCUUGCCUUUGCACGGUAUGCUUCUUGCCCUGACAGUCCUGGCGACGGAUUGGUGGGGUUUCGCGAAUGUUCUGGCUAUGGUUAUCUCGGUCUUUGUGAGAUAUGUGCAAGUGGCGGAGAAUCAAGCUGGGAUUAAUGAGAAUAUCCGGAGAGCUGAAGAAGAUGCCAAUAAGAAUUUGGCGAAAUAUGAGGCUGCUAUGAAAGUUGCGCAGCGUCGUCGGACGGAGGGUUGCGAUAAUAUCAAAAUGCCGAGUCGGCCAAGGGACCACGAUCUUGUGAAGCUUCUUGUGGUAACGGAAGAUUCCAAGGUCUUGACUCUUCUUGCGCCUGCAUUUCUUGUCAAACCUGCAUUCACAGCCGCCCCUCAUAUACCCAAUCCGAGGUUUUACAUGCUUUGUCGGGUUAUCGGCUGGAUUGCAUUCGCCGUCCAUGUUGUCAGUAUCGGUAUGGCUGCGUUGUACACGCAGAUUUGCACGAUUGUGUUGAUCCUCUCGGCAACCGUUCUCACGGCUUAUAAAGUUGGUAGCGAGGAUUCGCAGCUAGCAAGCGAUCUUCGGCGCAAGUGGCACCACUCUGAUAGCGAAGAGAAGGAUUGGAGUUGCUGGGUUACUUCGAGAUUGAAAGCCACAGUUUCCUCUUAUCCGGCGGAGUACACUCAAUGGGAGCCCGUGCAAAAGGAAGAAGAAUUCUUGGGGCCGAAGGAAGUCAAAACGACUGUCUCCUCGUGGCCGUGGAGUCAACGGACAGCGACCGACUUGGAGCAUUCCGCGCCCAAAAGAAAGACGCAUCCUGUGCAAGAACGCCGGCAGGAUUUAUUUGCUUGGUUGUGUUUGACGCCCGAAGAAGAUGAGCGCAUGGUUGCAUGGCAUAUGAUCCCCCACAGUCAGGAAUGGAAGGAUGUUUAUUUAGAAAAGAAGGAGAUUCAUCGUCAGAGAACAGGAGGUUCUCAGACGCCAAGCUCCAAAUGA
Molecule: messenger RNA, 1341 nt
Organism: Penicillium pulvis
Lineage: Eukaryota; Fungi; Ascomycota; Eurotiomycetes; Eurotiales; Aspergillaceae
Exons: 1
Coding region: 1-1341 (446 amino acids)
Source: RefSeq, a predicted model, not a curated record